Messenger RNA from Notechis scutatus (mainland tiger snake), 2311 nucleotides. It is a transcript of the gene FZD4, whose product is annotated as frizzled class receptor 4. The record is from RefSeq and is a predicted model, not a curated record. NCBI's taxonomy places the organism in Eukaryota, Metazoa, Chordata, Lepidosauria, Squamata, Elapidae. Gene Ontology annotation, biological process: canonical Wnt signaling pathway; retina vasculature morphogenesis in camera-type eye; non-canonical Wnt signaling pathway. Gene Ontology annotation, cellular component: plasma membrane. Gene Ontology annotation, molecular function: Wnt receptor activity; Wnt-protein binding.
GCGGCCAACCUGCCUGCCUGCCUGCCUGCCCGGACGAUGUGCCCGGCCGCGGGGCAGAAGGGUGCCCGGCGCCGGCGGCGUUUGCUGCUCCUGCUGCUCCUGCUGGGACUUCUGGCGGCGCUGGAAGCGGCGGGCGCUUUCGGCGAGGAAGAGGAACGCCGCUGCGAUGCCAUCCGCAUCUCCAUGUGCCAGAACCUGGGCUACAACGUCACCAAGAUGCCCAACCUGGUGGGGAGCCAGUUCCAGACCGACGCCGAGCUCCAACUGACCACCUUCACCCCGCUCAUCCAGUACGGCUGCUCCAGCCAGCUGCAGUUCUUCCUGUGCUCCGUCUACGUCCCCAUGUGCACCGAGCAAAUCAACAUCCCGAUCGGCCCCUGCAGUGGCAUGUGCCUGUCCGUCAAAAGGAGAUGCGAGCCGGUCCUGAAAGAAUUUGGGUUCUCCUGGCCAGAAAACCUGAACUGCAGCAAAUUCCCCCCACAUAAUGACCACAAUCACAUGUGCAUGGAAGGGCCAGGAGACGAAGAGAUCCCCCUCCACAGCAAGGCUCCCUUGCACCCUGGGGAGGAAUGCCAGAGUGUUGGAUUGAACUCCGAUCAAUACAUCUGGGUCCGGAGAAGCUUGAGCUGCGUCCUCAAGUGCGGCUACGACGCGGGCCUCUACAGCCGGUCCGCCAAGGCCUUCACCGACAUCUGGAUGGCUGUGUGGGCGAGCCUCUGUUUCAUCUCCACUGCCUUCACGGUCUUGACCUUUCUGAUCGAUUCCACUCGGUUUUCCUAUCCGGAGCGGCCCAUCAUAUUCCUGAGCAUGUGCUACAAUAUUUAUAGCAUCGCUUAUAUUGUCCGGCUGACCGUAGGCCGAGAAAGGAUUUCCUGUGACUUCGAUGAGGCCGUAGAACCUGUUCUCAUCCAGGAGGGCCUGAAGAACACCGGAUGCGCCAUCAUUUUCCUGCUGAUGUACUUUUUCGGCAUGGCGAGCUCCAUCUGGUGGGUGAUCCUCACCCUGACAUGGUUCCUGGCUGCCGGGCUCAAAUGGGGCCACGAGGCCAUCGAGAUGCACAGCUCGUAUUUCCAUAUUGCUGCCUGGGCCAUCCCCGCGGUGAAGACCAUCGUCAUCCUGAUCAUGAGGCUGGUCGACGCGGAUGAGCUGACGGGCCUGUGCUACGUAGGCAACCAAAACCUUGACGCCUUGACGGGCUUUGUGGUGGCUCCCCUUUUCACCUACUUGGUCAUCGGGACCCUCUUCAUUGCGGCCGGCUUGGUGGCUUUGUUCAAGAUCAGGUCCAACCUCCAAAAGGACGGGACCAAAACAGACAAGCUGGAGAGGUUGAUGGUGAAGAUUGGGGUCUUUUCCGUGCUCUACACCGUGCCCGCCACUUGCGUCAUUGCCUGUUACUUCUAUGAGAUCUCCAACUGGGGGGUCUUCCGCUACUCCGCGGAUGCCUCCAACAUGGCUGUGGAGAUGCUCAAGAUUUUCAUGUCCCUCCUGGUGGGCAUCACGUCUGGCAUGUGGAUUUGGUCGGCCAAGACGCUGCACACUUGGCAAAAGUGCUCCAAUAGACUGGUGAAUUCGGGGAGGGUAAAACGGGGAGCCAAGAGGGCAGACGGGUGGAUGAAGCCUGGGAAAGGAAACGAGACAGUGGUAUAAAAGAAAAGACAGGGAGAGUCAAAUUCUCUUUUCUUCGCCUCCCCAAUGCAGGAGGAGCUGAUGGGAUAGCAGCCUCUGGAGCGGGAGCGUUGGAACAAAUCCUUUAUUGAGAAACAUUUGAGUUUUUGGAGAAAUUUUGAAGGAGGACAGGAGAACAGCAAAGGAAGCUCAGCCAGGCUGGGAGGGGUGGAAAAAAAAAAGCACAUUUUUUUUUUUUUUGCAGUGGCUUCACAAAGUUGUGAAGAUAAAGAGUAGAGCCUCUUGGGUGUCUAUCAACAAGCGGUGGUUUUGGGAUUCGUGGGCCAUUUGCACCUCCUGAUAACGCACAGCGUGCCUUCUUCUCUCACUCCCUUUUUUUCUUCCCCUUGCCCUGUUCUGACUCACAUUUAUCGCUGUCUGGUAUGAAGCAGUGCAAGAGAGCAAAAUGGAGAGAGGAAGGAAUUUCUUGCAAGUUUUGGAGAGAAUGGCUGGUGUCAAGGGAAUUCUGAAUGCGAGGUCUCUCUCUCCACUUGGAGAAGUGAUGCCCAAGAAGCUUGGAGGCUACAGAAAGUUGCAGUUUUUGGGUGCAAGCUUUGGAAUUCUGCAGAAUUCUUUCAGAGACAGAUCAGAGAAAAGGUCUUGAGAUUCAGGCGAAGUCAAUUUGCCUUUAGCGUCAUCGACUAAA